UCAAGUUAAGAAGGGUAAAAAAAAAAAGGAUAUUGUAAAGGCUCAAUUAAGAGGUAAAAAGGCAAUAAAUCAACUAUUAAACUUGAAAGGCGGUCCUGCUAAAACAGCCAUAUUUGCAAAUAUGGGUGAUACAGUAUCAUCUUUUAUCAUGGAUCUACAGGUUGAUAGGAUUUAUCAUUCUUGGCCUUUCUGUACAACAAAAUUAGUAAUUGAUAAAUCUUCAAUGCCAUUGAUAGAAUCGACAUUUUGCCACUUUGUGGCAUUAGAGGGACAGAUAAACAUAUUAGCAAAAGAUUUUAAAACUCGCAGUAAUGUGUUCACUCCACCAUUACAAAUGUCAUUCAUGAGCAUUAUCCCAGAUUCACCACAAAUCAAAAG
Messenger RNA from Entrophospora candida, 378 nucleotides. The record is from the annotation of a GenBank genome assembly. Lineage: Eukaryota; Fungi; Glomeromycota; Glomeromycetes; Entrophosporales; Entrophosporaceae.